Doryrhamphus excisus (bluestripe pipefish) is the source of this 698-nucleotide messenger RNA. The record is from RefSeq and is a predicted model, not a curated record. Lineage: Eukaryota; Metazoa; Chordata; Actinopteri; Syngnathiformes; Syngnathidae.
CUGACAACAAAGGCGAGCGGCGCUUGACUGGCCUUUAGAGCGGAUAAAUAAAAAAAGACAACACAGAGAAAGAGUCCAGGAGUGAAAGGAGAGGGAAACACACAACACUCCGCUAUUGUGUUCACAUCUCAUGACGAGGAGCAUGUGGAGUUGUACGGAGUAAACCGGGUCAUCUUUCAGCUUGAAUCAACACCUAGCACGUCCGCUAAUAGAACAAGAAAGAGGAAAAGUGUUGCCCUGUUGAGGAACGCCACAUGGCUCCACGGCAUAAUGUACCGUAUGUUGUAUCAUAUUAUCAGAACCUCUCCGUCAUCCGACACUUUACUGGUACUGAGACAUAUAUUUGAUGUUACUUUGAUUUUUACACGACCUGGAACCACCGUGCAAAUGCAAAAAGGCAACAUCUAUCAGGGCAAGAUUGACUGCCUCUGGGGGGCCGGGCGGGCCCUCUUGAUUGAGGGCACAGAACAAAAAGAGGAAGAGAGAGCAAUAGAGCCACGAUUGAUGAUGUUUGAAUCCCCCGCACCGUGGCCAUCGACUGCCGAGUUCCGGUCGUCGCCCGUCCCGCCAACGUUGUCAAAAGUUUCAACAUCAGGCCGGACGUUGCCGCAGCAUCAUCAUCAUCAUCAUCAUCAUCAUCAUCAUCAAGCUGCUCAUAUGUCAAAAGUCUCAUGAUGACACCUCGGUAAUGAGGAUAU